Messenger RNA from Sciurus carolinensis (gray squirrel), 4708 nucleotides. It is a transcript of the gene Dnai7, whose product is annotated as dynein axonemal intermediate chain 7. Bases 778 to 2646 code for a protein of 622 amino acids. Gene Ontology annotation, molecular function: microtubule binding; beta-tubulin binding. Gene Ontology annotation, cellular component: axoneme. The transcript is spliced from 17 exons. The record is from RefSeq and is a predicted model, not a curated record. Lineage: Eukaryota; Metazoa; Chordata; Mammalia; Rodentia; Sciuridae.
CAAGAGUCCGUCAUAUUUCAGAGAGGAGCGGCUGUCAAGUCUUGACCAAGGAGACAAACCAACUUGUAACUAUGAGAUGAUCUCUUUUCCCAUUUUCUUAAAUGUGGUUUCCAUCAGGAGAUCAUCUAUGAUUAAAAUCAUGGAAGUGGAGAAUGUAAUUACUUGGUUAAUUAUUUAAUGGGAGGCAGAUAAAACAAAGUAACUUCUAUACAACUUUAUAACUAGCAAUUGGAGAAUCUUAAAGUGGAGUAACACAAAGUUGGAAAUGAUUAAAUUGGGGGAAGGGAGACAGGAAAGAGUUGGAUUUUUCAACCUGUUUAAAAUAUAAAUGUGAGUUUCCACAAGUGGUGGGAAGAAAUAGUGGAGAGCACUUCUGGCAGAAUAUAAAUGGGGUCCCAAAGAAAAAAAGUCUGGCAGUAAGAAAAAGAAAAUCUCCAAAGCUGAGCGACUAAAACAGCUACAAGAGGAGGAGGAGAAGAGACGAAAAGAGGAAGGUACAAAAUAAACAAUGGUACUGUUUUUAUAUACAGAGGAAGCCCGUUUGAAACAUGAGAAAGAAGAACUGGAAAAACUUGAGAAACAGCGAAUUGAGAGUGAAAAGUGGCAUCAACUUGAAGAAAAAGAUCUAAAAAGGAGAACUGAAGAACUUGGAGAACUUAAUUUAUUAGAGGGAUGUUUUCUCGAAGCAGAGAAAUUGAAACGGGAUACUAGAUCACUUUCUCAGUGGAAACACUACCUUCAAUGUGAUGGGAGUCCUGAUCCUUCAAUAGCCCAAGAAUGAAUACUUUUAUUAGCUUGUGGAAAGAGGAAACAAAUCAGACUUUUGAGGAAGUGAUUGAGAAAAGUAAAUUAGUUCUACGCUUAAUUGAAAAAUUGAAAUUGAUUUUAAUGGAAAUGCCACCAUUUGAUUUGGAAGAACAAAGUAUAAUACAAUACCAAGGAUCAAUUCUACAACUUCAGGAGCUCCUUCAUCUUAAGUUUAACAAAGCCACAGAAAUACUUCUCAGACAAGCUAGUACUUUAGCAGAUUUGGACAGUGGGAAUAUGGAAAAAGUCAUUCAAGAUGAAAAUGUUACCUUAUAUGUGUGGGCAAACCUGAAGAAGAAUCCAAGGUUCAAAAGUGUCAAAUUUGCUGGAACACAAAUUGGAUUUGAAAUUCCAAGGAUAUUGGCAACAAGUGACAUUGCUAUCCGUCUCCUACAUACUCACUAUGAUCAUGUUACUCCACUGCACUUUGUUCGAACAGAACAAGAAAACAGUAUCCUAAUGACUGAGGCUGCCACAGAUGAAGCCAAGACUAGAGAAUCCAAGACUAGAGAAUCCAAGACGAGAGAAUCUAAGACUAGAGAAUCUAAGACUAUAGAAGUCAAGAUUAUAGAAGAACCUGUCAACCAAGAGGAUCAGGAGGAGUAUAAACCACAAGCAAGUGACUCUAACUUAAAUUAUGAGGAUGAAACAAAAGUUGAAGAACAAGGUGUUACUGAAGCACAAAGGACUUCUGAAGCCAUAAAAGGUGAACUGGAGAUAAAAUUAUUAAGUGAAUCAGUUUCAGCAGCACAGUUGUUCCUGAUAGAGAAUACUACUGAAAAGCCAGAUAUCUAUGAAGACAAUGAGGUGGAUUUAUGUCAAUUCACAACUCUGGGUGGAGUGUACCACUUGGAUAUUUUGGAGCUUCCCCCACAGUGUAAACCAGUGAAAGGUUGGAUGAUUGUACAAAUACUCCAAGAAGGAUUACAGAAAUUCACAUAUCGUGCAGAAACCAUGGAAGACUUUGAAACAGAAAGCACUUUUCCGCCUAUAGAGGUCACGCUCAAGGUUCAUGAGAAAGUGAUCUUUUUCGAGGAUCCUAUGGUUGUAAGGUGGGAUGCUGAAGGUAAACAUUGGAGAACUGAUGGCAUCAGUAAUGUAUUUUAUGAUGCAGAAGACAGACUUAUAUCAUUCAGCCUGGAAACUUUUGGCCCUGUUACCUUGAUUCAGGACACUCAUAUUAACAUGCCAUUCCACUCAUGGGAAUUAAGACCACUUGAAAUUAACAAUGUACUUUUGACUGUGACUACAAUAUUUACUGAGAUUCAGAUACAAAUUAAGGAAAACCUCUGCAUGUUAGCAUCAAUCAAACUAAAAGGCAAAGAACCCAUCUCUAUUUUGGAAGGAAAAUGGAUGAGUCCUAUAUCUUUCAUUAUUGCUCUGAAAGAAGCUGGACUGAAUAUCUUCCCUGCUGGAUACUCUCAUUUUUAUGUUGUUAUAAACAAUAAGACUACAUCGGUAGAAAUGAAAGCUUAUCGACAAAUGGCCCUGCUAAGUUCUGCUUUUGCAUUUGGUUGGAGCAAGUGGAAUAUAGUAUGUCAUUAUACAAAAGUCAUAUUUAAGGUGAGGGAACAACCAAGUGAAGAGCUUACUGAGAAUCCUAACUGGGUCCUUCUAAUGUUUAGUGGUGACAGAGCACAAAGACUCAAGAUGAAUGAAGAGAGUGAGUCAUUCUCGGAAGCACUUCAAGAAGGAACUGAGUUUCAUUCCACUCUGUAUCACAUGAUGAAGGAUAUUGCUUCCAGGGAAGCAAUGGAGAAAAUCAAUAGUUCCAACUGCCAAUUUAUUGACUCUGUUUGUUAUAUGCUACUCUCUACUAGAUUGCUCAGCUAUUCUUAAAUCUCUACUUGUAAACUAUUCAGUGUGAAGAAUCAAGCAUGUUGUGAGGAAAAUCAGGUAUAUUUCAAAGUGUAAUAAGUGAAUAAUUUAAAAACAGGCUAUUAAAAUUAUUGAAUAGUAUUUUAUAUUCAAAUUUUAUUUUAAACAAAGUGGGUUUUUUUCUUUGGGCUAUUGAGAAUUUCAGCUUUCACUGUAUGAAGAUUUCAAUGGAUCUUUAUUUAGAUAAAUUUUAGCAAAACAAUAUAUAUUUCUUUCUCAAAGAACUCAUUAAAAUAUAGGCAAAUUCUCCUCUCUAUAGUUUAGUUGGGAAGGUGAUUGCAAAAAGUGAGAAUGUAAAAUAUUUUACAGUUAUUCUGAGAACCUCUGGUUUUGUGCUAUACUUUCCCAGCUAAAAGUUACUAAUUUAUCAAGUUCAGAUACUGAAACAUUAAAAAUCAAGAUAUCAGGAUGCACUACAGUCACACUGGUGGUGGCCCAUUGUGGCAGAGGCUGGUAAAUGGCCACAAAAUAUGUUCGAGAGAGAGCCAGGAGUCCCCUUCUUGUGUGGGGGCAGCAUCCACAGACUUUUGGAAAAACUGGCCUGUAAGGAAGCUCAUCAGAGCUGCAAACAGUACAAUGAACACCACAGAAAGCCAGAAGGCCUUGUUAACAUUCCUGAUGGAAGUCUUGAGAUUUGUUGCCCAGGAAGCUAUUGUGUCAUAACUAUGAGGAAAACACAAACAGAAGUGGGUAAGCACAAUUAUUUGUUAUUAGAAAUACUCCUUCUGCUAACAGCACCAAUCAAGCCAUUGAUCUGACCUACACACAACCAAUACUGCCUUAUGAUGCAUCCUCCUGAUUUGAGGCACCAUGGCCCCACAUUGCCCCUUAGAAUUACAUGUGUUCUGCUGAGAACCUGGAAAUUAUGUGGUUUAGGCAUCAACUCCUAAAAAGUACAUACACAGAUUCAUCUUAUUCUUUCAAUCAGGUAAAGCAACUUUUAUUCCUACAGUGGAACCAAAAUAAUAUUUACUUGGUAGAACAGGUUGUAUGUGUAUGUUCUUAUGUAUGUGUAUAUAUACAUGUCAUUUCUCACUACAAACAUUUUUUAGAAAUACCAGAAACCAAAACUUACUUGAAAGUAGGUUUUGUACUAAGCAUCUUAGAGAUGCCAGUUCAUUUAACCAGGACAACACAAUGAUAUAGGUACUGCUGUCAUCUCUAUUUCCUAAACAAAGACACUGAUGCUUACAAAUGGAUGUACUUGCCCAGGUCACACAGCUAGUAAGAGAGCUGGAAUUUGAGUCUAGGCUAUUUGGUUUCAGAGUUAGUUCCUAACACUGUCAACUCUUCUGCCUCUUGUAAACUAUGUUCAAGGAUAACUACUGUAGUAGAUUAAAGUUUGUUACUCAUCUUAAAUUUAACAAUUUGGCAUGUGUUUUAGUAAAGUAAUUUGAUUAGUACUGUUAACCCUGCCUUUCCCUUUCCACUCAAGUAUAAUUUAGCAAGCAGACAACUUACAAGGAAGAGACAUCCCACUUUGAUGGAUUAUUUUUCUUUUCAGAAAGGCUUGUCUUCCUUGUCCUUUCUACUAUUUCUUCUUCAGGAGGUUCUGAGUCAUCUUUAGUUCUGUAAAUAAGUAUUGUUUUUAAAUAUUGAAACUAAUGAUGAUAUGUUAUAAUUUAUAAGAUAUUGCUAAGCUUGCUGUAUAAAUCAAGGGGUGCAUGAAUAUUUGUUUUGCUUUAUGAAGAUUUGAUAUCUAAAAAUUAAAUUCCUAUAAAUUUGGUUAAAUUCCUAUAACUUCUUCUAUACAGAAAACUAGUAAAUGCUUAUGCAGAAAACUGAGAUAUUAACCAAAGACACACAAAAGGAAUAAACAAAAACAUAAUCAACCAAUGUUAUUACUGUAAUUUCUUUCUCUACAUAUAUAUCUUUAGAUAUACAUAUCUUUAUAUAUAUGCAUAUAUGUAUAUUUAUCUUUAACCAUACUUUAUAAAGGGGAUAAAUGUAUCUACAUUUAAUUCUUUUCAUUUGAAAUAUGGUAAAAAAUUUUCUCAUUACUUGGAAUAAAAUCAAAGUGUCA